AUGGUUUCCCAACGUCAGGACACGGUAAUCAAGAAUUCUUUCGGGGCCGCAGGAAAUAGUACUAAAGCAGCGUCGGCGACGUCCUCGUCCUCCAGCCGCCCGACGACCGCCAGCGCGAUCUCUUCCCUGGCCGCACCCGGCAUGCGGGUCCGGGUUUUUCCCUACCAGGCCCAGGACCUGGCGCAGGUCCCGGGGGUGAACGAAAACGAGGAGGCGCCCUUUUUCGUAUCAAAUGCAAAAAUGUCUGGGUCUGGAAGAGUCACCAGGGUUUGCCAUGCACAUUUUGCAGGACCCGUGAGGUCUGUGAUGCAGGUCCUAGCAUCACAAUUUUGUUGAGGGCCUCUUGAUGCUUAUCACGCAUGAGAAAUGCCCUCUCCGCGUGCCAAGGGGACUCUUCUUGCUGCUCAUGCAACACAGAUAUUGUUAGAAUCCGCGGACAGCAUUACAAGCUCCAAUCUUCCAGACCCAGACACUUUUACAUUUGAUAUUUCGGGCUGCUGAGCAAGUCCGCGGACCAGCAGUUCCAGACCGACGCCGCCCCGAACUUUGUGUUCGACGCCCCGCAAACCAAGGCCGCGCAGAACGACCAGUGGCUGGCGCGGCGGGUGGGCAACGAGCUGCACCUGUUCCCGGCUAAGGGAACCUUUUCCUUCCUGAAGCGGGUCCAGACCGACCGGGACCUCCAGACCGCCAUGGACCGCAUGAAGGCCCGCGACAAGCUCCCCGUCCAGGACCGGAAGGAGUGGGAAGCCUCGAGGGCAACCAAGGUAUGGAUUUGCAUAGGUUUUAGUUUACAGUUGCACUAUCUUGUGAACGAAGGAACAACUCAAACUUUCAUCCGCUUCAGUAGAAAUAAACGCAAAGAGGCGACUAGAGAUUGACGACAUUCGACAUGAUCUGUGUGAAAAAAGCGUUUUCCUUAAUCGUAAUCUUAUAUCCUCAGCCCUCGGCCACGACCGAGAUUGAUCUUGCUGGCGCGACCAAGCGGCCGUACGUGCGAACGGGCUGCGAGGAGCUGGACGAGGAGAAUCAGUACCUGCAGUCGUUGGAGGACCCCAGCACCCGGGCGGAGCAGAAGUUCGGCAAGGAGGACCCGCAGUUCCGGAAGAAGCGCAAGCUAAUGGAGGAGCGCAUCCUGGCGCGCAAGCUGGACGCGGCGGGCAGCGUGCCGGAGACCGCGCACGAGGCCAACUUUCUGAAGCACACUGAGGACAACGAGUUUGAUUGGGACGCCGAGGAAAACGACCGGUUUUCGGACGACGAAGGGAACGACGGCGGCGAGGACGAAAACGCGGCCGCGGAACUGCACCCCGGGGACAACACGCUCGCCGACGAGGAAAUGUUCGAAAAGGACGACAAAUACAACGCGGGGGAGGGAAACGGUAUAGAAAAAUCCAGCAGUGCAGCUGCUUUUUAGAUAUUGAUGUUGCAGCAGUACUUGGAUGAAAUACUUCUAAAACAUGUAUGAAAAUGGAAAUGCACAGAACCAAGGGAGUGGUUCUGCCUUUCCCAUCUUAUAGAUAGGCAUACGCAACUGAUGAAAUAAACGACGGGUCGCAUAAUUAGUACCACUUUGCCGAGACGUUUUUGUACACAACCGAAAUGAAAUGUAUGUACGCACCGCAUGUAUGAAUAAUGCUGAUCUUCCUACUUACAGCGGUGACCCGGCUGGAUCAAAUGAUCAAAGAAGAGAAGGACUCGGAGAAGGCGGUCGACCAGGUCGGUGGCAGUGACGGCCCUGUCCGGAAGAUGGACCAGGUGGCAGCGGCUGCUCCGGUAGACAGCAAACCGCUAACGAUCGCGGAGCAGAUCGCCAAGCUCUUCGAGAAGUCGAAUGUCGUUGGCAUUGGCGAGAUCAUGAAGGCCCUGGGCAUCGACGGAAAAACCGCGAAAACCUCUCCCAAAUGGCGACAGACCCUGGACCACUUGAAGGCAAACUACACCGGCUCCAAAAAUGCCAGCGGCGGCUUUGUCUUCAUCAAAAAAACUUCCAAGUGAAGAACUACAUUAUAUUUUCUCCACUGACUCCCCGUUCGACAGGAAACGCCGCGUCUGUGGCAGUCAUUCUCACAAAGAACAGCUUUCAUCCAUCUACUUCGGAGGAGCGUGCGUUCUGGAUCUGCGGGGUCUGGGACAGACAGAGACAUGAUUCCGCUGACGAAGAAGUUAGAAAAAAGACCGGCAGUUUUUUUCGCGGUAGAUGUUCUUGCAGUGUCAUCUCGCAUCGUUUGUAUUUGUAGUGUUGAAAAGGAUCAGGAUGUCAAUUGCCAUUACGUGCUGGCUCUCCUGGCCCGGACGCGGACUGGAGCACUUCGUUCUUAUUUUUUCAAGUAUCGGCAUCAAAAAACUCCCCUCUUCGAUGGGUACGUAAACGC
Messenger RNA from Amoebophrya sp. A120, 2375 nucleotides. Lineage: Eukaryota; Dinophyceae; Syndiniales; Amoebophryaceae. The record is from the annotation of a GenBank genome assembly.